Molecule: messenger RNA, 1221 nt
Organism: Leishmania braziliensis MHOM/BR/75/M2904
Lineage: Eukaryota; Euglenozoa; Kinetoplastea; Trypanosomatida; Trypanosomatidae
Exons: 1
Coding region: 1-1221 (406 amino acids)
Source: RefSeq, a predicted model, not a curated record
AUGAAGCAUGACAUUCUGAAGGUGUGCGUCUUCGUAGGCUUCUUGGGCUCUGGGAAGACCACUAUUCUUCAGUGCCUUCUCUCUACCCUUCCCCGUGAAGAGAAGGUGCGCAUCAUCGUGAACGACAUCAGCCGUGAUAACAUCGACGUUCACGCUUUUCAGUCAUCAAGCGCAACGCACUCCACAUCUCUUCACAGCAAUGAUGUAGUGGCGCUCUCCGGUGGAUGUGUGUGCUGCAAUCUUCUCUCCGACCUCACCGCUGAGCUGCACUUGGCUCACGCACAGGGAUGUAAGUACGCCUUUGUAGAGUGCACCGGCGUUGCGGACCCCGUUCCUGUUGUAGCUACUCUGCAUGCGCUCCCCGAACUCCGUGCGUGCGUAGAGGUCGACGCGGUUGUGGUUGUCGUCGCUGCGCCCUCCUUGCUCUCGGUUACGGCAGGCGAUCAAGUCGCUCUCCACUCGCUGGACGUGUUGCGCGGCGAUCCGAUCAAAGGCGCCAACGUCGUCCUCAUUAACAACUGGGAGUACACGGACCGCAUCGACGCGGCGAUGCUACGGCUCUGGGUGCGGCGCAUCAAGGAGUUCGCCCGCGAGUCAAACCCGCACGUACGCGUGUACUGCACGAACUCGGGGGUUUUCGCCUUCGACUCGCUCGUGUACCGCCAGGGUCUCUUUGCCGCCGACGGUGUUGCCGCCUUUUUCCUUAGCGCCUACGCUGACGCGGGUAAGGUGAUCGGUGCCUUUGGUGGCAAGGCAGCUGCUGACGAGGAGGCGGGCGAGAUGAAGAAGCUGGGCUUGCAGUUUUUCACACUCGAGCUGAGAGGGAUGGUCUUCUCGACAAAGCAGCUGCGCCGGGCUUUAUUCAGUCCUGCAGCACGGCAGCUGCUCAAGAGUGUGUGGCGCAGCAAGGGCUACUUUAGCGCCGUUGACGACGAAGGCAGUGGCGGUUUGCACUCGACCAAAGAGCUUCAAUUCCGUUGGCAGACGGUGGGUCGCAAGGUCGACUACGGCGAGGUGUUGCCGCCGUACGUGCCGCUGGCCGCUCGAGAGACCGGUGCGUCUCUUUGCUGCCGAAUUAUCUUUAUCGGCGAUUUCGACAUCAGCGCUAAGACCCAGCAGGCAGCCGCAUUUUUUUCCUCGGUGGCGUCGCAUGGUGCCCGAUGCCUCUCCCCCUCCCCUCUCCCUUUUUCUCCCUUUGUCCCCGGCGCUGCGUGCACGUAG